Messenger RNA from Glarea lozoyensis ATCC 20868, 792 nucleotides. RefSeq lists its product as uncharacterized. NCBI's taxonomy places the organism in Eukaryota, Fungi, Ascomycota, Leotiomycetes, Helotiales, Helotiaceae. Bases 1 to 792 code for a protein of 263 amino acids. The transcript has 2 exons. The record is from RefSeq and is a predicted model, not a curated record.
AUGGCAACGAACCAAAUAUCGUCCAUGCUAGGAAUAAUACGAUCGCUAUUUCGGAAAAAUUCAUCUACACAACGACCCUUCCAAAUCCUCUCCGAUCUCCAUCUGGAAGUGGGCCAACAAUAUUCUACUUUCAAAAUCCCCGUCGCAGCACCGUACCUGAUCCUCGCGGGUGACAUAGGCCGCCUUAUCGACUACGAACAACUUGAACGCGAGCCGGUGCUUAACUCAAAACUGGUCCUCCUCGACAAAAAGCGAUUCGAUAUUCCCAACCCCAGAGUGACUAUCUUAGGAUGCACGUUAUGGUCGAAAAUCGCUACUGAUGCUCGAGAAAUCGUGCGCACACGCGUUAAGGACUUUCAGAACAUCGAAAGCUGGAACAUUGAUGACCACAACGCGGCCCAUGAAUCAGAUAUAUCAUGGCUGCGAAAUGAAAUCAAGAGUAUCGAAGAAGAGAACCAGCAAAUCGAACACCCGUCAUUAAAAAGACGGGUUCUAGUGGUUACGCAUCAUGCGCCUUGUUUACAGCAGACUUCCAGUCCUAGAAAUGCUGAAAAUCCAUGGAGUUCGGCCUUUGCGACGGAUUUGAUUAGAGAGGAAAGUGCUGGGGAAUGGAAGAAUGUUAAGGCUUGGGUGUUUGGUCAUACACAAUUUACUACUGAGUUUACAAAGUGCGGGAUUGUGGUUUCGAGUAAUCAGAGGGGGUAUGUGCUUCCUGGGAGAGAGGAAAAGAAAGCAAAAGGUUCAAUUGAGGAUAGGGAGGUGUUUCAUGUUAAACGUGCAAUUUCUGUCUAG